UUUACCUGCAAUGUUUUCGUUUGCGUUUGCACUGUUUUCGACAUAGAAAAUCAUAAAAUGUUCUAGUUUUUUUUUAUUUGUACCUAACAUCGGAAUAAAAGAAAAAUUACAAGUUGUUAUAUUCGGCAAGUAAAACUUUCAUGUGACGAUUAGUUAGUGUCCGCUUCAGCAAAAUUCAAAAUGCGUAUAGCAAUAAAUACACCAGAAGAUUCGACCGUCAAUGAGCAGUUCAUCAAACUGGUGCAGGAAACUCCGAUUCUAUGGAAUCUUCAUCUUGCUUGCUAUCGGAAUAAGGAGCUUAAGCAUCAAAAAUGGGCUGAAAUCGGUGCCGCCUUCAAUAUAAGUGCGCAAGAAGCCUACAAAAAAUUUGUCGCUUUACGAGAAAAAUACAAACGAGAGCAAAAACUUCGAGAGACAAAAAGUAUCUGCGAAGCGGAAAGCUGGCGCUUGUACGAGAAGCUCAAGUUUCUCGAUACCGUUUCGUUUUCCCGGGAUCGCCGAUGGGCCAAACCUAAAACGUUAUUCAAACGACAUAAUGAUCUUCUAAUGGCCAUGGUCAAACAAGAUCUGGCAUCAACAAUCAAAGUUGAAUAUCCGGAUCUGCACAAUCAGUCGAACCUGCAUUCGUCAAUUUCUUCCCCAACGUCGCCUAGCUACCAGCUCUCCGGGGAUCCAUCCGAGAACGAAUCGAGUGAAGCUCACUUUAACGAAAGCUCAGAUUGUUUUCCUGAUUCAAACAACACCCCUUCGAAUCGAGAUGCUGGGUCUGAAACUGCUCCAGAUGAUGUGGAAAGGAUCGAAAGCUAUCCCGAUGAUCAUCGCCAGAUGGAAGCAUCUGGAAGUUCAGCUUUCGUCCACGAACCCCUAUAUAAUAACCACCAAAACCGACAAGACAGCAAAUUCAUCCCGAUGUUGCAAGAUUUCGACCGUCGGAAGCAAAGUUGGUCCCGUUGUGAAACACUGGGACAACGAAUUGCACAAACAAUGUACGCACUGGAGGAGAACGAUCCAGAUCUGGCACUGAAAUUUGACAUCAUUCUCAGUGAAGCGAUCACCAGUAUUAAAAAGGAUCAACUGCAGCGAUUAGUCAACCGGCAGCAGCAGGGACAGAGUUAGAAGGGCUUGCUGAUACAUGUGCCCAUUUUUUCUGUUUAAUGACAUAAAUUUAUCUCAAGUGCUGAACGAAUAUUGAUUAACUCCGUGUAUUUUUAGUAUAUUUAUAGAACUGCUCUACCCUGGAGUAGGUGGUAUAUCAUGUAAAUAAAAAUUAAG
This is a messenger RNA of Uranotaenia lowii, 1272 nucleotides long. RefSeq lists its product as uncharacterized. The transcript has 2 exons. Gene Ontology annotation, cellular component: nucleus; transcription regulator complex. Lineage: Eukaryota; Metazoa; Arthropoda; Insecta; Diptera; Culicidae. Bases 181 to 1116 code for a protein of 311 amino acids. Gene Ontology annotation, biological process: regulation of transcription by RNA polymerase II. The record is from RefSeq and is a predicted model, not a curated record.